Vigna umbellata (rice bean) is the source of this 803-nucleotide messenger RNA. Lineage: Eukaryota; Viridiplantae; Streptophyta; Magnoliopsida; Fabales; Fabaceae. The record is from RefSeq and is a predicted model, not a curated record.
GAUAAUAGUUAUGUAAGCAAGAAAUUUCUAUAGAUGGGAUAAUUGUUACAAGUGAUGUAUCUAUUGAGUUAAGUAUAACAGAAAUGCAUUACUAAUUGUGCAUUUAAUCAUUUCUGAACUAUAAAAACUCCCUUAGAUGUCAUUUUGUCGGGUCAGAUGUGCUCUAUGAUCAUAUAAAAUUUAUUGGUACAGCAGUCUAACUUUCCUGAUGCUUGUUGCCUCGAAUUUAGUUUAUGUCUUUUCAACACACUUCAUGGACUUUUUGUGGGGGAAUCAUGAGCAAAAUUAGAAUUUUCGAUUUGUUGGCAUCUAUUGCCUUCAAUUGCAAUUUUUUUGGCAAGAUUGAAUAAAGGAAAACUUUUAGAAGCCAUGGCAAUAUUUUUUGAAAGAUCUAGUAGAUCUGCCAAUGAUGAGCUACAUGCAAUGGGGGUUGUUCGACGAUGCGGACUUUGUCAAGAAUCAGACAUGGUGCUAAGGAAAAAUCGAGAUGGCAAUUUUAUGGUUGGAUGCUUGGGUUACCCUCAGUGUAGGAAUGCUGUCUGGCUCCCUGGAUCACUGUCAGAAGCGGUUGUGACCACCAAUACGUGCAAUAUUUGUACUCCUGGUUUGUGACUUAAUUUAAUCAAAGAUACUAAUGUGGGAUUCUGGCCUUUUCCCACUUUUUCUUAAUAGAAUAAUAAAGUCUUGAAUUUAAAGACUAUAAGCACUUAAGUUGAAAGAAAUCUAGGGAUUUAAGUGAGAUAAGAAAGAAAUAGAAAUUUCGAACAAUAUUAUUUCCUUGAAUAUGAUAAUACUUGAAAAAG